Messenger RNA from Portunus trituberculatus (swimming crab), 6621 nucleotides. RefSeq lists its product as uncharacterized. Bases 155 to 757 code for a protein of 200 amino acids. The transcript is spliced from 7 exons. The record is from RefSeq and is a predicted model, not a curated record. Lineage: Eukaryota; Metazoa; Arthropoda; Malacostraca; Decapoda; Portunidae.
AGGCGGCGCGGCGUCGUGUAAACACAGUGAGUCACUGCCUUUGUCGCAGCGCUGCAGCCCCGCCCCGCUGCCCCGCGCCCCACGCCUCUUCCUCACGCCCUCCCGCCACCAGAGAGUGAAAAGCACCACCGCCACCGCCACUGCUGCCACCAUCAUGAGAGACCAAGUGUACCGGCCCACCACCACCCCAGCUCACCAUGACCACACCAAGAACUGGGUACCAACCAUUCUGGGCCCAACCUCCUCCACCAGCAUGUGGUCCCGCACACUGAUCCUCAUCAUCUCUAUCAUGUUUGCUGUUAUGGGACUGGUUAUGAUCAUUGUGGGAGCCACCUCAUACCAGUCCCUGAAGGCAGGAUCUGUCAAGGAAGUCAACAGCACUGCCUAUGUCAUCAUCUUGUGCCUUGGAGUGCUGAUGGAGGUAGCAGCCAUUCUUGCUGUAAUCUUCUACAUGAGGAAUGUGGGAUACUAUAUUCCGUGCUGCCCCGGCAAGAUUGCCCGUAUCAGAAAGCGUCUUCAUGAAAACCAAAUGAUGGUUAAUGGACAGAUGGUGACGGCAGGGGAGCCGGUAUCCGCCCAGUACUGCCCCCCCACCCAGCCAGGCGUGGGCAACACCCCUCCCCCACCCUAUACCGAUGUCUCUGAGGAGCAGAGACUUAUGGAAGAAAAGACAGACCUUGGAGAGGACACUGAACGAAUCCUGGAGGAGGACCCACGAAUUGUUUUGACACCUCUCAAGCCCCACGAGGAACGCUAGGCCACUCUUACCCUUGCACUGCUCUGCAUCACUUUAAUCUUCAGCUUUGUUGGUGGAAGGAUGCUGCUGCUCUUCCUUCUGCCAGAAAAGUUGACUCUUGUCUUCAGCCAUUACAUUCCUCACCUCGGAGGAGGCUUGGUGUCUCAGUCUGUACCCAGAUAAGUGGAUUUUGGUGUACAUUUCAAGUGCAUGGCUGAGACUUUAUUCACUGGUUUGUUAAUCAUCACUGUAGAAUUAAAAUGGAUGGUGUCGGUAGUGCUUAUUUAUAACCAUGUUGAAAACUUCUACAUAUGUUAACUGAUCGUCUUGCACAGAGAUGGUUAACUUUUAAAAUUCCAAAGGUAAAACAAUUAUGAUUUUGUUUAACUGAGUGUUGAAGUGAACCAUAAUUCAGAUAUUUGUACUGUAUUUGAUAUAUUUACCAGAGUGGGGACAUUGUUAGCUUGGAUUCUGAUACAUGAAUGUUCUUCACAUGGAAAGGAAAUAUUCUUUUACUAAAAUUGGACUGAACAUGCCUUGGCUGUCCAUCAUUGUGAUAGUGCCAUCACUCAGCUAAGCUUAGCAUCAUCCAUGACAGGGGAAUAAUAAUGGUUCAGUGUUGAUCCUCAUGUAAAAUGUGUAGCAAAGAUUCUUUGUACUAAUUUUUGGUGUAAUUGUUCAUCAAGAGAAAAGGAUUACAUGAAUAUUUCUGUGCCGUCACCUGUGAUAAGUGUCAAGUGAGUAUUAUCAUGUACUGUUUUGCUUCUGAAAAAUAUUUUGUACAUGUCAGGUUCUGGUACUGCAGUCACAGCAGCACAGAUACAUAGGGGUCAGAGCUUACCUGGAUUCAUGAAUGCCUUGGCCUCCUGAGUUUUGGUACAAAGAUUCUUCAUAUAAAACAUGUUUUAUUCAGAGGAUUAUAAGAUAUCUGAAAUUCUUCUGCACAAUUGAUUCAGCACUCAUGUUUUCUCUUUAGUGUGACAUAUGGAAUGCAACUCUAAAUUAAAUUAGAUAUAUUUUCAUGCUUUAGUUGCAUUUAAUCACCAAUUUUGACCUAAAAUGAAACUCAUAAGCCUUAUUGUUAUGUUAGGUGAUCCAGAAACCAUGUUUUCUAAGAAUUUAUUAGCUUUUAUCACACAUAUAUCUAUAUAUAGAUGUAAAGGCAAUAUUAAAAUUUGGUGUACAAUAAUUAGAUUUGAUAAAGAAAAGUAUUUUCAUAUUUGAAUUUUGUUGUGUAUAUACUGAUAUUUGUGUAUUUUUAUAAAUAUAUAUAUGAAGCACCUGCAUAUGUUGCAAGGAUUUAGCUUAGUUUUGUUCCUUAAGGGAGUAGAAGGAACACUGCUGUGCAUUCCACUAUUGUGAGAUGUUCCAUUACUUCAGAUAAACUGAUAAACAUUCCACUGUUGUUAGGUGUUGCUUUUAUAGACAAAUUAUUAAGACAAGUAGGAACUUUUUACUUAAGCGCGGAGCGUCAUCGUGGUUCAUGUUGGUUUUACGAUAAGAAGGAAAUUUGUUUUGAUAGUUACACAAAGUACAUUAUUGUGUACCUGAGGCUCUUGAGACAGAUGUGCUUGCAUGCAUUUCUUUCCAUUGUGGUCUACAUGCCUUUUAUUUUGCACCAUGAAUAAUCGAAUAUAUAAAGUAAAAGUCUGUUAGCCUGAUGAGCAGGGGACCAGGAGUCUGUUAGAUCAUCAGUUUCUUCAGAUUAUCAAGAUGUUCCCCUGAAAACACUAUAUUUAACUGGUAGAGUAGUAAGUAAUAAGAAUUGAAGACACGAUUGGUUUGCCUUCAGCGUGCCUGGCCAUGAACCGCUUAUAGACCGCACCAUCAUGUUGUUCCAGCUGAGCUUCUUUCAUGAUUUUCCUAAUGUAGCCACCAAUCAUUGACUGUCAAUCCCUCACAAAUUUCUAUAACUUGAUCUUUGCAGCAAUGAUGUUAGAAAUCGUGGACAAACCACUGUUGAAGUUUAUCACUAUUUCUUCACCCCUCUUGACUCGUUUGAUAGUCUUGAGUUACGUGGUGUACGUACAGUAUGUUAAUUAUGUGAGCAUAGUGUACUUGGUAUGGCAUGUUUUAUGAUACCCACUAUCUGAAGUGUUCAGCCUCAGGCAUGAUUACAUGUCAUUACAUGUUAGUUUUUGUCUGAAAUGAAAUCAAGAUGAUCCAAGAAUCUGUCAGAUGAUGACCACUUCAGGACUGAAAUGCUUUCAGUUGAACGACUGAUAUUAAGAUGUUUUGUUUUGCUCAGGGAGAUGCUCUCCCAUGGAGAUUGUGUUAGGAGGGAGGCUAAUUGUGUCUUGACAGGAUUUCAAGAUGGUGUGUCAGUGUAUAAUUAAAGGAAAGUCUAUUAGGUUUCUCAAAAAAGUUUUACUGUAGUCCUCACCUGUUUGGACAAGAUGAGCACCUUCAUUAGAAAUUCUUCAGGAGCAAUGUUAUGAGAGCUUUGGGUGUAGCCUGGUAGUAGGAAAUGGUAAAUGUUACUGAAGGUAAUGUAAUGGUAAUGCUCUUUGUAUCAUUUUUCUUCUUUAUCUUGGCUACUCGCCAUUGCUUUGAUAUUUUACAGGCUUCAAAAUGAAUUAUAUUUUGGAAAGAUUAUGGGUAAUUUGCUCUUGCAAAUUUGUGUGUGUGUUGACUUUAUUAAUUAAUUUCUUGACGACAAGGAAAAGAUCACCGGUCAAGUUCUCUCUACUUUUUUUGUAAUUUAAAAAGUAAUGAGUAAUGAUUCCUUUCUUAUUGAAAAGUAUGGAGGCAGUAGGAGGAAGUCAGUCUUAACUGUAGAUUUUCACACACAAGUCAUCACCUUCCCAAGUUCAAGCAUUUUGAGGUCUCAUUCAAUAACUAGUCUUUAGGUCAUUCUAAACAUAAUGACUGAGCAGAGUCGAGAAGGUUCACCAGUUUUGUUUUGGUGACAUCAGAGUUAUAGGUGUUAUCAGUAAGGACUAGUAAUAUAGAUAUGAUAAUGUGCUCGCCUUACUGCUUUUGUGUGUGUGUGUGUGUGUGUGUGUGUGUGUGUGUGUGUGUGUGUGUGUGUGUGAAAGCACGUUGCAGUGAAACGUGUCUGCAUGUCCUCACUGUGUAAGAAGGUACGCUUGCAUAUAAAUGAUCAGGAAACUGUAUGAUGCUUUAAUUACCAUUUUCCACUAUCAGUUUGUCAUGUACACUCAGCCUGUCUUGCCAGAUCACAUCCUAUUUGUUUGUUUUGUGCAGCACUGAAGGAUCUGAAGGAAAAAGACAAGUGUGCCUUAUGUGGGUGGCUUCUCAGGAUCUAGGAAGUGUUGCAUGUGUAGUGGGUGCAGAGUGUUGCUGGGGGCUAUUAAACAAAACCUCUCACACACACACACACACACACACACACACACACACACACACACACACAGAAUCAUCAUCAUCAUCAUCAUCAUCAGGCCAAGGAAGGGAUGGCUGGGAAGCAUCACAUCAUCUGUACUGAAGGAAACAGUGAAUGGAAUGACACUGGUAUUUGAUAAUCAGUAAAAAUGUCAUUUUUACCGUCCAGUUUAAUUAAGAAUUAGAGCCACCAGGUAAUGAAAAGAUUCUCCAUGUUGUAAAGUUGUUAUGAGUACAAGACAUUUAUUACAACAAAACCAAAUUAAGUCAUUCUUUUCUUAAUGUAAGGAUACCAAUAACAAUAGUUUAUGGAUUAUUGAUAAAUCAUUGAUCAUACAGCUGUAUAAUUUUAUUGAUUAUAGGUAGUAAGAAUGAGAAAAAUAAUGCCACUACUAAAUGUUUUAUACAUAUUAGAAUUAUAUUUCAAAUUUUCAAAAGUCUUGAAGUGGAUAGAAUUAUUGAUCAGUUUUAUUGAUAAUGUAUUUCAAAUUUUACAUGUACAUGUGUGUUGUGUCCUUUCUGCCAAACAGCCUUGUUGAUGUCUUCAUUCUUGCCAGUUAACAUUACUCUCACCUGAUAUUGUCUUUCAUGUUGCCUAAGGUAUUCUCUGAUCCGUCCUUGUUUCCACAGAAGGUCUCAAAAUUGUUUUCAUUCAUAUAUUUUGUAACAUCUUGCAAGACAAGCUAAACCACCUUGUGACACCCAGAGCUGUUAACAUGUUUUGCUACUUGAGUCAGUCAAGUACUGUUUAUAUAUUGUGGUGAUCAACAUUUUUUGUCAAUGAUCAAGAUCUGGAAGCUUUCACAAGGUAAAGUUUUGUCCUGCACAAUCUCUCAUUGUCAAGAAGCCUUGAAAUUCUGGGUGCUAGUAACAAAGGAAGAGAUGAAAUAUUUAAAUGAAAACCAAUAAGGUAGAGAAUCUGAACCUAAGUUAAUAUUUUCUGCAAUGAAGUAUUGCAAGAAAACACUAUUUCAAUCUUAAAACUAAUCCACUUAUUUUGGUAUUGGAAAAAAUUACAUUGAAUCACAUGAACUGGAAACUAUCAACUAAUAUAGCAAUGUUUAUUAACUAAUGAUAUUUGUUCCACACAGUAGCUAUAGAUAAUAAUGAUUGUAUCUUCCUUUGACAUCAUAUUCCCAAACAUGUCCAUCUAAUCAAUCUCUGUCCUCUGAUCACAUAUACAUCAGUGAACUUUUUAUCCUUGUUUUAUAUAUAUAUAUAUAUAUAUAUAUAUAUAUAUAUAUAUAUAUAUAUAUAUAUAUAUAUAUAUAUAUAUAUAUAAAAUAAAACAAUACCAUGUAAUGAAAGCUAACAGUAAUAUCUUAGUUAGCAUGUCUAGAAUAAGUUAUUAUAACAAUUUGUAUAUGGCACAGAUAAAUUACCAAUUAUUUUAUUGCACUUCCAUAUCAUGUGAAGAUUUUUCAACAAAAUGUAUUUUGAUUCAACAAAAGAUAUGUCAGUCCUCCAGAUUCUAAAAUUGGUUGUUUAUCUGCUAGAUUAAAUGAAAUCAACACAAUUUAACAAAGUUCAUUUAUAUGUUUUGUUAACUGCAGUUGAGAUUUGAUUCUCAUUUACUGCAAUUACUUUUAUAUCCAUGGCAUUUGAAGUUAACAAUUCAUUUCCAGUCUGUGAUUUGCUUGUGCAGUGCCUUCAAAUGCAGACAGGUUAGUUUAUGUUGCAAAAUAUGGAUUAAUUGUGUCAUGUUUGAUUGGACUGAAUAUUGCAAUUCUUCAUCUAUAGGUAUUAUGAUAUUGAAAUUAAAUUAGUCUUUCUACAAGUCUGUUAUACAAAACUAAACUAGAAUAAUUAUGGUGAUUGUGUUAAUGGAUAACAAUAGUCUGGGCAAACUUCUUUCUUGCUGAAAUUUAAAUAUUUUUCUUUGUGAAAUCAUUGAACUGUGCCUUGUACUUCUACUGGUAAUUCCUUGUGUCUGAAGAUAAUUACUGUUACAAACAUUUGUCUUUUAUGCCUGACAGUCAAGUAGAGAGAACUUUUGAUGAAGAAAUCCUGGAAUCCCAUCCCACUUUUACAUUGUUAGUUAGAAAGGUAAUGGUGACACUUGAACACUUGAGAAUUACAUUGUUACAAUCACUAAUAGUAUGCUUCAUGCUUCUCUCUCUCUCUCUCUCUCUCUCUCUCUCUCUCUCUCUCUCUCUCUCUCUCUCUCUCUCUCUCUCUCUCUCUCUCUCUCUCUCUCUCUCUCUCUCUCUCUCUCUCUCUGAAACCAACGAUGACAAAGUACGUAAACCUACAAACUCCAAAGAUAAACAUGUGAUCCUAUGCAUCCAAGUCUGUCCAUCAGAGCAUGAAGGUAUUUUGGCAUUGCAUUGAUUACAUUUCAUAUUGGGAAAAGCAGGUAUGUGAGGAUCCAUUGUGGAUGUAACGUGACACUCCACUCUUGUUAAUCUUUACUUCUAGGUUACAAUCUGGAAAUACUUGUGGAUUUUUAAGAUUGUCAAUUUGCUUCUGAUUAUUACAUUUCUGGCACUGUCAAAGGAAGGCGCAUUAUCUCCAUGUUAUAAAUAAAUGAAUACACCGCA